This is a messenger RNA of Humulus lupulus (European hop), 795 nucleotides long. RefSeq lists its product as uncharacterized. The coding region runs from base 1 to 795 and encodes 264 amino acids. Gene Ontology annotation, molecular function: catalytic activity. The transcript has a single exon. The record is from RefSeq and is a predicted model, not a curated record. Lineage: Eukaryota; Viridiplantae; Streptophyta; Magnoliopsida; Rosales; Cannabaceae.
AUGAAUGUGUUGGCGUGGAACGUCCAAGGCGUGGGCAAUGAUAGGACGUUCCGAGCACUCCAUGCCAAUGUUCGGGAAGUCAAUCCGAACAUUUUAUUUCUUUCUGAGACACUUGGCACUGUUGCUCAAAUGGAGUUUUUACGAGUUCGUUUGGGUUUCACUGGUAAACUAGUAGUUGAAAAAGUUGGGAGAAGUGGUGGACUUUGUCUCUUUUGGUUGGAGGAUAUUGAUGUUACUCUUCUUUCUUUUUCAAGAGGACACAUUGAUGUCUUAGUUUCUAUUUCAGGGGUCACUCCUUGGAGGUUUACUGGGAUUUAUGGGCAGCCUGAUGCCUCUUUGCGACAUGAUUUUUGGACUUUAUUGCGUCGCAUUGCUUACAAUAAUUCUUAUCCUUGGGUUUGUGGUGGUGACUGGAAUGAGAUUUUGGUUCAAAAUGAUAAGGAUGGGGGUCCCCCUCGGCCUCAAUUCUUGAUGAAUAAUUUUAGGACAGCUUUGGAUGAUUGUUUUCUGAGUGAUAUGGGGUUCGUGGGCCCUAAAUACACUUGGGUUAAUAAACAUCGAGAUUCUUCUUUUGUCCAAGAAAGGUUGGAUCGUUUUGUUUGCAACUCGGCUUGGAUGAACUAUUUCCCAGAUUCGCAUAUUUCUCAUCUUACUUUUCGGGGUUCCGACCAUAGGCCUAUUGCUUUGGCCACAAAUCGUCGUUUAGCGGACAGUAAGCUGCUCUUUCGUUCUAGAUUUCAUUAUGAAAAUGCUUGGGCUUCUGAGUUUGAGUGCGAAAACAUCAUUACUUCUUAA